AUGAGGGCACCACUGCAGACCAUGAUGUACCUGGGGUUGUGGGCAGCUGCGCUGCUCUGCUUGUUUUCCCCUGGCACUGUGCGAGGUGAUUGCUGGCUGAUUGAGGGGGACAAAGGGUAUGUGUGGCUGGCCAUCUGCAGCCAGAACCAGCCCCCAUAUGAGACCAUCCCCCAGCACAUCAACAGCACUGUGCACGACUUGCGUCUGAAUGAGAAUAAGCUCAAAGUGGUGCUGUACUCAUCCCUCAACCGCUUCGGCAACCUGACUGAUCUGAACCUGACCAAGAAUGAGAUCUCUUACAUUGAGGAUGGGGCUUUCAUGGGCCAGUCGAACCUCCAGGUCUUACAGCUGGGGUACAACAAGCUCACCAACCUGACAGAGGGUAUGUUGCGGGGCAUGGCGCGUCUCCAGUUCCUCUUUGUGCAGCACAACCUCAUUGAACUAGUCACCCCUACUGCCUUCUCUGAAUGCCCCAGCUUGAUUAGCAUUGACCUGUCAUCUAACCGUCUGAGCCGACUGGAGGGGAACACUUUCACCAGCUUGAGCAAUUUGAUGGUGUGCGAGCUGGCUGGCAACCCCUUCAACUGUGACUGUAGCCUCUACAGCUUUCUUAACUGGCUGGCGGUCUUCAACAAUGUCACCAAGAACUAUGACCGGCUCCAGUGUGAGAGUCCACGGGAGUUUGCUGGCUACCCGCUCCUGGUGCCUAGGCCUCACCACAACCGCAACGCCAUCACCAUCUUCCAGUCCAUGUGCAGAGGUGGCACCAUCCCCUCGCUCUCCAGGGUCAAUCCCACCCCGUAUACCCCUGACUCCCAGCGAGACCUGGAUGAGGGCUCAGCCAUCAGCCCUGGGGACUUCCUCUCAGUCAAGCCUCCAGCUUCCUCCACCACUGACUCCUCCUUCAGUCCCAGUAUCAAGCUUCAUGAUGUCACCAUCACCUCAGCUAUCCUGAUGGUAACCAUCCCUAUGCCCUACAGUAAGAUGUAUGUGCUGGUCCAAUACAACAACAGCUACGUUUCUGACAUAGCAACACUGAAGAGCAAGAAGGAAUAUGUCACUGUCAACAAGUUGAAGGCCCACACUGAUUAUACUUUCUGUGUGGCCUCCAUCCGCAACAACAGGCGCUACAACCACACUUGCCUGACCUUUGCAACCCGAAGCAAAGGCAGGGAGGACCCUAUUUCCAGUACUUCCACCACCACCCACUAUAUCAUGACCACCCUGGGCUGCCUUUUUGGGAUGGUCAUUGUCCUGGGGGUGGUGUACUACUGCCUGCGGAAGAGGAGGAUGCAGGAGGAGAAACAGAAAUCCCUCAAUGUCAAAAAGACCAUUCUGGAAAUGCGUUAUGGAUCAGAUAUUGAUACUAGUACCAUGGUCCAUCCUUCCCAGAAACUGGGUGAGCCGCCAGUCAUCCCUGUCUCACGGAUGUCUUCCAUCCCUUCCAUGAUUGGGGAGAAGUUGCCCCCAUCAAAGUCAAUAGACACUGGGAUGGAGACUCCUAAAGUCACCACUAAAGGUAACUACAUUGAGGUGCGGACUGGUGGUGGGGAUGGGCUGGAGCGAACGCAGCGGGAUGAGGACCUGAGGGAGCUUGAUAAUGGGCAAGGCUCAGCUGCUGAGAUCUCUACUAUAGCAAAGGAGGUAGACAAGGUCAACCAGAUCAUCAACAACUGCAUUGAUGCCCUCAAGUUGGACACAGCCUCCUUCCUGGGUGGUGGAACUGGUGUUGACUCAGACAUGGCCUUUGAGUGCCAGUCCAUCCCAGCCAGUUCCUCCGGUGGGCUGGAGCGGCCUAGCUUUCUUUCCCCACCCUACAAGGAAAGCUCCCACCACCCUUUGCAGCGCCAGCUCAGUGCUGAUGCUGCUGUGGCCAGAAAGACCUGCAGCGUCUCCUCUAGUGGCUCCAUUAAGAGCGCCAAGGUCUUCAGCUUGGAUGUGCCUGACCACCCACCACUCAGCAAGUCUGACUCCAAAUACAUUGAGAAGGGCAGUCCACUCAACAGUCCUUUGGAUCGUCUUCCCUUGGUGUCUCCAGGUGCCAUCCACCACUUGGAGGUCAAGCCUUCUUACCAUUGCAGUGAGCACCGUCACUCCUUCCCGGCCCUGUACUAUGAGGAAAGUGCUGACACUUUGAGCCAGAGGGUGUCAUUCCUCAAGCCACUCUCCCGGUCCAAGCGAGACUCCACGUACUCCCAGCUCUCCCCCAGACACUACUUCUCAGGCUACUCCUCCAGCCCUGAGUACUCAUCAGAGAGCACCCACAAGAUCUGGGAGCGAUUCCGGCCUUAUAAGAAGCACCACAGGGAGGAGGUUUACAUGGCAGCUGGGCAUGCCCUGCGGAAGAAAGUUCAGUUUGCCAAGGAUGAGGAUCUGCAUGACAUCCUGGAUUACUGGAAAGGAGUCUCUGCCCAGCAGAAGCUGUGA
Melopsittacus undulatus (budgerigar) is the source of this 2427-nucleotide messenger RNA. It is a transcript of the gene ELFN2, whose product is annotated as extracellular leucine rich repeat and fibronectin type III domain containing 2. Lineage: Eukaryota; Metazoa; Chordata; Aves; Psittaciformes; Psittaculidae. The transcript has a single exon. Bases 1 to 2427 code for a protein of 808 amino acids. The record is from RefSeq and is a predicted model, not a curated record. Gene Ontology annotation, molecular function: protein binding. Gene Ontology annotation, cellular component: plasma membrane.